Fusarium vanettenii 77-13-4 is the source of this 1734-nucleotide messenger RNA. RefSeq lists its product as uncharacterized. NCBI's taxonomy places the organism in Eukaryota, Fungi, Ascomycota, Sordariomycetes, Hypocreales, Nectriaceae. The record is from RefSeq and is a predicted model, not a curated record. Bases 1 to 1734 code for a protein of 577 amino acids. The transcript is spliced from 2 exons. Gene Ontology annotation, molecular function: oxidoreductase activity, acting on CH-OH group of donors; flavin adenine dinucleotide binding.
AUGGCGACUUCAAAACAGCAGUAUGACUUUAUCGUUGUUGGUGCUGGUCCCGCUGGCUGCAGCGUUGCGAGAGGCCUUGCACAUGCCACAACCCGUCCCUCAGUGCUGUUAGUUGAAGCUGGCGGUGAGAACAGCGAUGUUAACCACCGAGUCAUGGGGAACCUUUUUGUUCAAAUGAUGGAACCAACUUUGGCAAACCCAUACAAGAGCAGCCCCCAAGAACACCUCGCUGGCCGCGAGAUUGACCUCAUGAGAGGCAAAGGUUUGGGGGGCUCAUCAACUGUCAACUUUACUACAUGGACAACAGGGCCUCGCGAUGACUGGGACACGAUGGCCGAGAUCACCGGUGAUUCUGCUUGGAGCUGGGCCAACGCCAAGGAACGAUUCAAGAAGCUCGAGACGUACCACGACAAGGUUCCCGAGGUGCCUGAUGGAGUCAAGAAAUACCUAGACCCAAAGAGCGACGACCACGGCUACCAGGGACCCUUACACGUCGGUUUCGAGGAUAAGUGGGAUAGCUAUGCCACUUCUUCUAUAGAUAUUUGGAAGGCGAAUGGCUAUGAUAUCAGCACUGACACCGGCAACGGCGAAUGCUUGGGUAUCUCCGUCGCCCCAAAGACCAUGUAUAGAGGAACCAGAGCCACGGCUGCCGACUUGCUAUAUCCUACUCCAGGCAACCUGCAUAUCAAGACAGACUCGCCGGUUCAUCGCAUCAUUUUUGAGGACAAGAAAGCUGUUGGGAUUUCUCUACUGGAUGGAACUAUUCUCAGGGCAACGAAGGAGAUCAUCUUCUCAGCCGGCAGCCUCGACACUCCCAAGAUUUUGAUGCACUCUGGUAUUGGACCCAGAGACCAGUUGGAAAGGUUUGGCAUUCAGCAGAUUCUCGAGAAUCCGAACGUCGGUCAGAACUACAAGGACCAUUACCAUGUUGCACUCAAGUUCGGCCGAGCUGAGCACACCGACAACAUCACGGCUUUCUUCCGCAGCAAGGCGCUUCAAGACGCUGCCAAGCGUGAGUGGGAGCUAUAUCGGACCGGUCCUUACGUCACGGCAGGGACAAGCAUGAAUAUGGGCUUCUUCAAGAGCGAUGCUGUGCUCCAGAGCAAGGAGUUUGAGGACCUCCCGGCGGGUGAGAAGAAACGACUUCAACGACCUACCAUACCAACUUAUGAGAUCGCAACGGCAGGCAUUGCGCAGGAGUACUACACAGAUCCUCAUACGGUGCCGCCUCUGUUGCCAAUUAUGGUCUUUGUCCACAACUCGCAGGGUGUCGGAAACGUACAGCUGGCAUCUGCAGAUCCCGCAAAACCGCUGAUCUUCAACCCUUCAUUCGCCUCGCACCCGUAUGACAAGCGAGUCAUCAUUGAGGCAACCAAGGAAGUGAUGAAGGUUUCGAGGAGUCCGGAGUUCCAGAAGGACGCUCAUCCUACGCAAGCCAACUUUGACGUCCCUGCGAGCGACAGUGACGAGGAUAUCCUCGACUUUUGGCGCAGGAACUGCACCAGCACCUGGCAUAUGAGUGGUACAUGCAGCAUGGGACGUAGUGAAAAGGAUGGCGCAGUCGUGGACACUGGGUUUAGGGUCUUUGGCGUGAGCGGAUUGAGGAUUGCUGAUUUGAGCGUCAUGCCCAUCAUUGCAAGUUGCCAUACACAGUCGACGGCUUACCAAGUCGGCAUGCUCGCAGCAGAGAAGAUUGUAGCUGAGUAUUCUUUGAAUGGGCGUGCUCGGUUGUAG